This is a messenger RNA of Rhagoletis pomonella (apple maggot), 2549 nucleotides long. RefSeq lists its product as uncharacterized. The record is from RefSeq and is a predicted model, not a curated record. NCBI's taxonomy places the organism in Eukaryota, Metazoa, Arthropoda, Insecta, Diptera, Tephritidae. Gene Ontology annotation, biological process: monocarboxylic acid transport; transmembrane transport. Gene Ontology annotation, molecular function: monocarboxylic acid transmembrane transporter activity. The transcript is spliced from 7 exons. The coding region runs from base 346 to 2241 and encodes 631 amino acids.
AGCAGCGUAGCUGUUAAGUUGUUGUUUUGUUGUCGUAAGCAUAAUUUUGGAAACUUAAAAAAGUGCGUGCAAAUUAGUAGACACGCGGGAAAGUUACACCUGCAUAGCUUCUAGUAUUUAUAGGCGGACAUACGUGGGAUGUAUUUGCGACUUGAAGAAGCUAAAGUUAGUCUGGGAUAACAAUUAGCGCACACUAACUAUUUUGAAAUAGCGCUGAAUGGAUAACGACAAAACAAUAUUUUAAGUGUACAUAAAUAUCUCAAUCUAAAAUACCUCUAAAAUAAGUCGGCAAACAUACAUAUGUAUGUACAUAGUUAACCGAUAAACAAUCGCAACAACAACAGAAUGGAGCAUAAAACAAUGCAAAAUGAAAAUAACAACAACCACAAUCACAAUAGCUAUGGUCAUGAUCGGCCAGCUUCACCACAACUAACUAAGUUAAUAAUACCAGCGAAUAGCGAAAAAUCAGCGCUUGCAAAAACAUAUAAUACACCACAAAUCGUCGAAAAGGGUGCGACGACACAGAAACCUACAAAAAAGAAGAAGCGUCGGGAUAAAAGUGAUUUGGGCGAUGAUUUUGUAGCUCCCGAUGGCGGUUGGGGUUGGCUGGUCACCAUUGCCAGUGGCAUUGCUGUGCUGGUGACAUUUGGCUUGGCACAACAAUUCGGCAUUAUCUUUCGAGAUUAUAUGUACAGUAUUGGUAUCACCAGCUCACAACUGACGACAAUUAUCAACACACAGAUUGCCGUAUCGGCGUUGACAGGUCUUCUAAAUGGGCCCCUAUUUCGAAGGUUUACAUACCGCCAAGUGGCACUUGGCGCUUCAGCGCUUAUCUUCCUUGGCAUGUUUUUGUCAGUAUUCGCCCAGUCAUUCCUCUUUUAUAUGAUGUCUUUCUCAUUCUUUUACGCUUUCGGUCGUGGCCUCAUGGUUUCAGCUUCUUCGAUGGCAGUCAACACUUUCUUUAAAGUGAAACGUCGUACUGCGACCUCUUAUCAGUUUGGCGUAGCAGGCAUGGGUCCAAUUAUAUUGCCACAUGUUGCCACUAUUCUUACCCAAUCGUUGGGCGUGAAAGGCACUGUACUAAUUUUCUCCGGUCUCUCAUUGCAUAACUUCGCCUGCUCGCUGAUUUUCCAGCCCGUGCAAUGGCAUGUGAAAAAAGUAAAAGGUGACGCUGAGGCAUUGCAUUCACAGUCGCAGCACUUCGAAGAUGAAGAGCCCGAGCAAUUUGUUGAGCCGGAUACACAUAGUUUGGCACGCGCCAACGAUGGCUGGUUUGGGUCGCGUACCUCGAUAAACACUUUGACCACACGACACCGACUCGGCACUGGCGAUAGCGUUCAGAUGCAGCGUUUGAGGCGUUUAAGCAGCGUUGGCGCUGUCAAAGGUAAACAACGCUCCUUCUCGACCACUGAGAGUAUCAAAGAAGAUGAAUUGGAGCAUUUGCAUAUUGAAUUAGUGUUGCCGGCUAAGCUGGAGAAUUUAGAUGAAGGAUGGAUUGCAGUGCCACAAAAACCACAGCAACAGCAGGAGCACGAGCUGCUUACGGGAAAAGAAAGCGUGGUACCCGAAAAGACGAUAGCUGAAAUGAUAGAGGAUGAAGAGGAGGCGCGUCAGAAGUUGCCAUUCUACCAGAAAGUCAUCAUCUUCUUCGAUUUGGAUUUGCUGCGCGAUUUCACUUACGUCAACUUGGCUAUGGGCAUGACAAUAAUCAACUUUGUGGAAAUUAAUUUCGCUAUUUUAACGCCAUUCAUUCUAUCCGAUUUUAAGUUCACCAACACACAAAUCGCGUUCGCCAUGUCCUCCCUGGGGGUUUGCGAUGUCAUUUUGCGUUUCCUUACGCCACUGCUUACUGCGAAAAUACCGCUGAGUAACAAAAAUUUCUUCAUCGUUGGCAUUUUGGGCAUGUGUUUCGGACGCGUCUUUCUCGUUUACUGUCGCAACUUCUAUUCGUUAAUUGGUAUUUUUGGAUUUUUGGGCCUCUUCAAAGCGUUUCGCACAAUCUUUGCGCUCCUCAUAAUUCCAGGCUAUGUGCCAUUGAAACGAUUGCCCGCUGCUGCCGGUCUGCAAUUGCUGAUGUCCGGUAUUUUCUCGCUGGUCUUCGGACCACUGGUCGGUCUCAUACGCGAUGCGACGGAUUAUGGUUACACUCUGCAUUUUCUUAACGGACUCAAUAUCAUAGCCAUUACCUUUUGGAUAGUCGAAGAUCUAUUGCGUAAGAACAAGAAGACGACGUUGGAAUAAUAUCAUUCUUUUGUGCCACCGUUUUAUGGUUCCUGCCAUAUUUCACAAAACUAUAAAUAGAUAUCCUGCAUGUAAAGGAUCAUUUGUACAUAUCUAAAAUUGAAGACACCUUAAGCAGUGCCUUUAAUAAUAUGGCUCAUAAGCUUUAAAAGUUCGCACAAAUACUGUGUUGAAAUUUUCCUAAACCAUAUUUCUUUUUGUAAGCAAAUGUAUUCUAGUAUUCUAUUCUAGAUAGGUAAUUACUUUAUAAUGACUGCUGUUACCAGGACUGCCAAUUACCUUAGCUAUGAAGUGCCGCAUUGAGGAUU